Molecule: messenger RNA, 3063 nt
Organism: Phodopus roborovskii (desert hamster)
Lineage: Eukaryota; Metazoa; Chordata; Mammalia; Rodentia; Cricetidae
Gene: Fam3c
Product: FAM3 metabolism regulating signaling molecule C
Exons: 10
Coding region: 215-928 (237 amino acids)
Source: RefSeq, a predicted model, not a curated record
UGCGGGAAGCGUGGGAGGCGGCCUGGGGCGAGCUGGCUUCCUCCUAGGUGCGGGCGAUCGCGCAGCGAAGCGGGAGGAGCCGCAGGAGGCCGGGGCGCGAGCGAGGGGCGGCGGCGGCGGCGGAGGCUCCCGUCGGCCUCCGACAGGACUGACGGCGGCGCGGCCGCUGGCGGGACCGUAUUUCUAAGAAGUGCCAUCGAGUGAAAAAGCAACAAUGAGGGUAGCAGGAGCUGCAAAGUUGGUGGUAGCUGUGGCAGUAUUUUUAUUGACAUUUUAUGUUAUUUCUCAAGUAUUUGAAAUUAAAAUGGAUGCAAGCUUAGGAAAUCUAUUUGCUCGAUCUGCGCUGGACUCAGCCGCUCGAUAUGCUCAAGCCUAUUUCUAUUCUCCUGAAGCUACGAAGCCUCCCAGGUACAAAUGUGGGAUCUCUAAAUCAUGCCCUGAGAAGCACUUUGCUUUUAAAAUGGCCAGUGGAGCAGCCAAUGUCGUGGGUCCCAAGAUCUGCCUGGAGGACAAUGUUUUGAUGAGUGGUGUUAAGAACAAUGUUGGAAGAGGAAUAAAUGUUGCCUUGGUAAAUGGAAAAACAGGGGAGGUACUGGACACCAAAUAUUUUGACAUGUGGGGAGGAGAUGUGGCACCAUUCAUUGAGUUUCUGAAGAAUAUACCAGAUGGGACAGUGGUGCUAAUGGCAACAUACGACGAUGGAGCCACCAAGCUCACUGAUGAGGCGCGGCGGCUCAUUGCUGAGCUGGGGAGCACAUCUAUCACCAGCCUUGGGUUUCGAGAUAACUGGGUCUUCUGUGGUGGGAAGGGCAUUAAGACAAAGAGCCCCUUUGAACAGCACAUAAAGAACAAUAAGGACACAAACAAGUACGAAGGAUGGCCUGAGGUGGUGGAGAUGGAAGGAUGCAUCCCCCAGAAGCAGGACUGAAGGGAAUGUGAAGACGAGAAGAUGCACUUUGAUUCCGAAGGAGGGCUGUAAAGCAGCCGCUCCGUGUACAUAUUUUAGUAGCAUGCGGCCGGCCAGGGUGUGCAUGAGCAAGAUCGUCUCUGUUGAUUCCAGGAUUAUUUAUUGCUAACAUAAGUGGCUACCUUUGUAAAUAGCCCUCAUACUGAACAAAUCACCAAACCAUUUUUAAGCACAUUUCCCUAAAAGUACAAUGUUUAGACUUCAGUGGCAAUAAUGUACUUUAGUCCUAAAAGCAUAUUCGGUGGGUAACCAGAAGAUUGUACAGGACACUGAUUUAUGUUCUCAUUGCUGUGAAACUCUAUCAUGGAAAAACAUGCCUUUUAGGGAGGAAAUUUUGUUCAUACGUAUGUCUCUGUAUAGAUAGCUGGCAUGUGCUGACAGUAUCCUUUAAAUUAAAGAGAUUUUUGGCUAGUUGUAUGUGUAAUGUUAUCGUACAGUCUGGCUCCUGGUGUACCUCUUUUCAUAGUCUUUAUUUUUCCUUCCAAAGAAACCAAGAAAUAAAAUAUUUCACACGAAAAUUUUCAUCAGAUUUGUGAAAAGCACAAAAAUUAUGUUUUAAAACAUUGAAAAUGAACACUAAUGUAGGAGUCAUUUGGGACUCAUCUUGUAGAUUUUGUGUUAGCAGCGUGAAGUAUGUGAUUUUGUAUAAGCUAUUAGAGUAAGAGAACCAGGCCAAGUCCCUUCCUCAACCAGUCGGGUCAUCCAAGAAAGUGGGUUAGUGCAGUUAGGAUAGAUAAUGCAGGCAUUUGUCUACUUUGUUACCUUCUCUGAUGUCAUGGUCUUACAAGAGGAGUACUUUAAUCAUAGCUUUGAUUUGUAAACCAAGAAAGUCUGUUAUUUACUUCUAACUUCAUAAUAGCAACUGUUGCCUGACAUUGUAACAGAACAUUUAAAAAGUCCUAAUUGCGAUAUUAAAGCACUAAAUACCUACCGUAUGCAGCAUAUUUGGAAUAGUUUAAAAUGCCGCUUAAACAAAUGUAGUGCUCAUGUUGCCUUUUGUGGGAUGAGGCAACACUUAAAAUUUGAACCUAAAAUUUAGGUGGUUUGUAUAAAAAUCAGAAAAGCAGUAUUUGCCAUUUUGUUAAAAAGCUGGAAGCAAUUCAGAUAUUUCUUGACCAUUCCUGACCUUGUGGUACUGUUUCUUUCCACACAGUGAAUGUAGUAGGUCAUAAGGAGACACGUCUUUCUUGUUCAGACAAGUUUUGUAAACUUUUAAGAGUUCUGGUGCUUCUAUACUAACUCGAAUCCAGCAUGUAUGUUCUGACAUGUAAAGUAUUUCCCUUGAUUCUGUAAGCCAUUUUACAGUUUCUGGGGAUUGGAAAAUAAAUGUUGCAGGUUUUUUGGGGGGGGGUUGUUUUGUUUUGCUUUUUAAUAAUGUAAGUACUCUUGGUUUCACAUUGUGAAUUUGGGUAUGUGUGUUGGUGUGUGUAUGUGUAUUUCAAAAAGCAUAUACUGUACCUGUAGAACAUCACAUAAAUAUCUUUUUUUUUUUUUUGCCAUUUUUAUACUUCCUAAACAUAUUUUUAAAAAAAAGUAAGUCUCUGCCAUUAAACACAGUAAUACUGUGUAUAUAUUUGAACAUGUGUAGAAGUUAAGUUGCUUGACAACAGGCUAUGCCUUUGAAUUUUAAAGACUGGCUAUAUGGGUUUUACAGUUGCAUAAAAUGUUAGAAGGUGUGAGAUGAUUGGUUAUGUAACUGCUACCGUGCAGUCAUUUCUGUCUGGAUCCCGUCUUUUACUGGUUGCACCAGCUUAAAUCUGGAAGCAAUAACCAACUGUUUUACUUUCACAUGAGCCUUAGAAGUGGAAGGAUGCUCAUUUAAUGUCUGGACUUUUUUUUAUUAAAAUCAAAGCUCUAACUAACAUGUACUCGUUCAAGUGAUGGGAGAGGCUCUGCAGAUUCAGAUCUGUUGUAAUCGUAGCAGAGGUGUGGGAGGUGGGUGUGGAAACAGAAAGGAAGGGGCAAAUAAGCAGAUAUCUGGGAAAUAAGAAUAAUAAAGAGAACGUUUAUAUUCUUAAUUUGGUUCAAGUAAAAUUAUCAUUUUGCUAUAUUUGUUUUGAAAUAAAUCAGCCAAUAUUUUGCAAUUUUUAUGAUAA